CUUCCCUGGAUGUGGCGAACCAGUUAUCGUUUGGAUUUUUGAAAAUUGCAAUAUACAAUAUGGAAAUCACCGAUACACACGCUCAAAAAAUCAGCAUGCAAUUCCUUUUGUUAAUAGCCAUUAAAGAAAACGGGAAUCAGCUUAUAAUAGGGAACCGACAGUUCGGACGCCAGUGGGACGCGAGACGCCGCCCCGAGUGCAAGUCAUGGCCGCCUUCCGGAGCACCGGGGUUUCCUUCGCUCGAAUCUCCCUUUUCCUGCUCUUGACCAGAGGCUCACUCGCGCAGGAGGACCCAGAGACAUCGCUCGCGGAGUUCAUUGGUGACCCUCAGGACCCGGACAGGCGAGGUUACCUGACCCGAGAGGUCAAUUGGACGGAACCCAUACACAAGGUCAGCCUCUGCGCCAAGAUCAAGGUUAACAGCUUGACCUCGAGUGCCCAAGUCCCUCUGCUCAGCUUCAGCCACCGCGCUUGCUUCUCCGAACUGCUGUUGGUCGUCGACACGAAGGCCUCCGAGCUGGAGUUCCGCUGCUGCGACUUCAGAGUGAGCGUCCGGCUGCCGAUCGAGGGGAGACUGAGAGCCAACGAGUGGGAAGCGCUAUGUUUCUCCGCAGACCUCAUCACGGGGCAUCUGAGCUUCGUGCAUCGUGAUCAGCGCUCGCAAUGGCAGCUGAACAAGACUCAGAUUCCUGCAGCGGUGAGAGGAUCGGGAGUCGCGGUUGUUGGUAGUAUUCAGAACAGAUACGACGGCGGGCUAACGGAGGGCUUCACUGGUACCGUCGCCAGCCUGACGCUCUCCGACGCCUUCGUCAGCGAGCCAGAGGCGGCGGACUUCAUCGGCGACUGUGCGACGAUUCUGACUUCGGGGAUUCUGAGCGUGAAAACUGUGGGGGUACCUGACAGCGGCUGGAAGUUAUCCCCCGGCGUGAGUCUUUCGCCUCUCAGCUUGCAGCCCCUCUGCCCCGAGAACUUGAUCUUGAUGCUGCCGGGGAGGCACAGCCACGACGAGGCGGCCGGCUUCUGCAGGAGCGCCGGAGGUUCCCUUCCGGGAGAUGACGACGUCGUCAGACUGCGAGCAAACUUCAAUGAUUCUGUGGCUAGUUGCCAAAACCCUUUCGGCGCAUGGCUGUGGCUGGGGCCCUUCAAGCUCUAUAAGCAAGAACAAUGGACGCUUGUCACAAGCGACGUCCAGAGUGGCUCUGCGAAGCUUUGCCGCUCUGUCAACCCGAAGGAGGACGCGAGGGUGGACCUGCCGUGCGAGGAGAGGGUGUGCGCGGCGUGUCUGGUUCCUCGGCGCCCCGUCCUCACCCUCCGGCUCGGCUGCGAGGAAGUUUGGGAUCGAGUCUUCUCUUACGUGUUCGAGAAUUCGGGUCCUCCUCAGCUCGUGUCUGCCUUUGGCUCUUCGAUUUCGUGGGAGGCCGACCUCUGGACGCUGAAGAACACAGAAGGAACCGUGCUGUUCACCACCGGAGAGGCGGGCAGCACACGCCUAACCCUGCCGCUCGGGACGCACUCCUGGACGAAGCAGCAUAGCGACCUCCAGUGCCCGAUGAAGACCCAAAUCCUCCUCUCCCUCUGCGACUCCGACCGCCUCUCGUGCGACGACGGCCUCACCUGCCUGCCGACGUCGUCCAAGUGCGACCAGGUGGCCGACUGUAGCGACGGCAGCGACGAGCGCGACUGCACGCCCACCCCGAGGUGGGAGAGGGACUCGACCCUUCCUCCGCCCCCGCUCUCGCCCAACGACACCACACACAUCAACCUCCUCGUCACCGCCUUCUCGCUGGAGGCGCUCGAGCCCACCACCUUCGCCGUGGAGGCCCGCGUGUCUCUCGAGCUCCAGUGGAACGACCCGAGGGUUACCUUCCACAACUUGCUCGAGGGCGAGACACCCGUCCCUCCGCAGGCAGAUAUGUGGGUGCCCCUGCUUGAGGGCAUGUGGGCGCCCUCCGAGGUCACCCGCAUAGCCCAGGCCGGCCAGGCGUCUCUCGCGGCUGUCAGAACACAGCACGAACCCAAAGUCAACCUCUCUACUCAAGACCUGAAAUAUUCCGGUCGCUGGCAUCCGUGGGAACUUCGCCAAACACACCUGGUCAGCUCCUCGUGUCAAUUCCAGCUGCUGUUCCAUCCCUUCGACGUCCAGCGGUGCAAGCUCUCGCUGAGCUUCCAGAACCUCGGCCAGGCGCGAAUCAAGUUGUCGUUCGCUGAGCCCAGGAACAAGGCCUUUAAAACUGCCAAGGGACAAAUCUUGAAUAACUACGCGGUCAAGGAGGUGACGAUGGAGGAAGGGGAACAGAGUGACCUUCACCCGAGUGUGACCUUCACCCUGACCCUCCGGCACAACGGCGUUCGGGCUCUGGCGGUCGUGCACAUACCAACCUGCUUGCUCGUCUUCCUCACUUAUGCCGUGCUGUUUGUGCCUGUGCAUUACGUGCGGACGAGGCUGCUGACGACCGUCCUGUGCCUGGUGGGCGUGGCGCUCGUGUUCUGGGGGGCGUCGCUCUCGAGGCUCGUCCAUUUCCACGCCCAAGUCACCUUCCUCGGGGCGUGGGUCCUCAUCGUCUUCGUCUUCAUCUCCUUCGCGAUCGUGUUCGAGGCGGCGGUGGCCAUCGCGCUCAGUGUGCAGCGGCCGCAGGCGGGAACGAAAGGCAAGUGGGACUCUCGAGUGAUCCCCUUCGAGCCCGCCGACUCCCUCGAGGACGACCCCCCAGCCUCGAGUCCGACCUCCCUGCCGAACCUGAUUAACCUGACGGCGCAGGUCCUCCUUGGGAUCGCCGGGCUGGCGGCCUUCCUCUGGUACCUGAUUUACGGCGCCGUCCAGCCCGGGAGCAUGGCCGCGGCCGAUGAGUGAC
Messenger RNA from Penaeus chinensis, 2852 nucleotides. RefSeq lists its product as uncharacterized. The transcript is spliced from 9 exons. The coding region runs from base 206 to 2851 and encodes 881 amino acids. The record is from RefSeq and is a predicted model, not a curated record. Gene Ontology annotation, cellular component: membrane. Gene Ontology annotation, molecular function: transmembrane signaling receptor activity; extracellular ligand-gated monoatomic ion channel activity; protein binding. Gene Ontology annotation, biological process: monoatomic ion transmembrane transport. Lineage: Eukaryota; Metazoa; Arthropoda; Malacostraca; Decapoda; Penaeidae.